AUGCAGGGCGGCAGGUCGCUUGUGUCCAGGCAAGCUCAGAGUCAGUGGCUGCCCGGGCAGGCAGCCUGCUUCUCUGGGCUGAGGGCUGCUGCUCUGCUGGGAGUGACUGAUGAGCCAUGUCUUGCUGCAGCAAUGUGGCACGGCAUGCUUGUAGGAUUUUCGAAUGCAUCUCUGGGAGGAAAACUGUGGUCUUAUGUCAGUAAGUUCUUAAACAGAAGUCCUGAAGAGAGCUUUGAAAUUCCUGAACCCAGAAUAUCUGUUUCAACUAAAAUUUACCUGGAGCAGCCAACACCUAGUCCUAAAGAAAUGGGUAGCAGCACUGAUUCCAGAGAAAGCUAUGGGGAGAGCACACUGCAGGUGGUCCCACUGAAGAGCAGCCUAACGCCGAGCUCUCAGGAUGACAGCAGCAACCAGGAAGAUGGCCAAGAGAGUUCAAAGUGGAUGGACUCAGGAUCCAGCUCAGAAGAAGAGUGCACUACUAGUUAUUUAACAUUAUGCAAUGAAUAUGGGCAAGAAAAAAUUGAUUCUGGCUCUCUAAAUGAGGAACCAGUGGUUAAAUUGGAGAGCGAAGGUUUAAAUACCAAAGAAAGAAGUUACUUACAGAAAUGCAGUGUCGUUGGCAGUGAUAGCUUCUCUUCUCAGAUUGCAUCUCAGGAACAAAAGCUUUUCAUUGAUGAUGCUGAGUUGGAAGUAGCUAGCCCUACUAGGAUAUUGGACUCAUUAACUAAAUCAAAGAACAGCCCCAUGGAACUCUUCAGGAUAGACAGCAAAGAUAGCACUAGUGAGCUCCUCGGGCUUGAUUUUGGAGAAAAAUUAUAUAACCUGAAAUCAGAGCCUUUGAAGCCACUGUUUUCUGUCCCAGAUCAUGACAGAAGCUUGGAUGCCCUAGAGAGCAAAAUGAGUGUGAGAGCUCAUGACACUGUAAGCAGGGGUUCAAAUGACUCUGUGCCAGUUAUCUCCUUUAAGGAUGCUGCUUUUGAUGAUGUAAAUAGCGUUGAUGAAGGAAGGCCUGAUCUCCUAAUAAACUUACCCGGUAUGUCUGAUGAAACAGAAGAGGCAGCAGUGUCAAGGCCAACAAAGUUUACAAAACCCGAUAGGGACAUGUUGGAAGUAAAGUUCCUAGAAACACCUGAUGUCUUACAGUUAAAUAAUUCUGCAGAGCCAUGCAAAGCAUUUGAUCGAGAGCCAAAUCAUGUGGCACCAGAAGUCAGUGAUCCUUCCUGCAAGGAAGCAAAUGGACAAAGCGGUGUCACUCAGGGAGCUCUUGGGACCCUCUUUACAUCUGAUCAAGAGGUAGGUAGUUCAGAAGACGGGGCUCUGUUUCAAGGGCUUGGAGCCUGCUCGUUAAACAUGACAAGCAAAGAAGGAAGUUUGUUUAUUUCCAGCCCGCUCUCAGGUGCUCAAGAUGUUAGCUUGGAUGGAGACAUGUUAAGAAAUGAAGCAGUGUUGCUGUUUUCUGAUCAAACUGAAGACUUUGGGAAAGAGGAAGCAGACUCAGCUUUGUUACCAGCAGCUGAAAGUAAAAAGACAGCACCAAAGAUGGAAGACAAAAUAGCAGUAGCAGGGGAGAAGGAAGUACAUCAAAUUUUUCAGGACCUCGACGAAAGAUUAGCAAUAACCUCCAGGUUUUAUAUCCCAGAGGAUUGCAUUCAAAGAUGGGCAGCUGAAAUGGUUGUAGCCCUUGAUGCUUUACAUAGAGAAGGAAUUGUGUGCCGCGAUUUGAACCCAAACAACAUCUUAUUGAAUGAUAGAGGACACAUUCAGCUAACGUAUUUUAGCAGGUGGAGGGAGGUUGAAGAUUCCUGUGACAACGAUGCCAUAGAGAGAAUGUACUGUGCCCCAGAGGUUGGCGCUAUCCUAGAAGAGACAGAAGCCUGCGACUGGUGGAGUCUGGGUGCCAUUCUUUUUGAGCUCCUCACCGGGAAGACUCUGGUUGAGUGCCAUCCAUCAGGAAUAAACACUCACACUUCUUUGAGUAUACCAGACCAUGUAUCAAAGGAGGCCAGAUCACUGAUUCAGCAGCUUUUGCAGUUUAAUCCUGCGGAGCGUCUUGGUGCUGGCGUUGCUGGUGUUGAAGACAUCAAAUCUCAUCCAUUUUUUGCCCUUAUAGAAUGGGCAGAACUGCUGAGAUGAGAGAUGCGUGCCCUCUGAACAAACUCAGGUCAAGUGGACAAGUUUCUCUGGCACAGAAGCACCCUGACUUGCUUCCUUUGGAUGUCCCAAACCAUUUGGAUGUGAUGACUAAAGGAUACCAGAGCAAUUAGGCCAAAAGUGAACACUUUUAAUAGGAAUCACUGGUUGUACAGGGUGCUAGGUUAUUUUUACGGCACCUGGUUGCUAUGUGUGUGUAAGUCUUUUCACCAAAGGGUGAUUUCUGAUGAAACUGCUGGGCAGCAUGUUUAGCACUGCCAGCUUGUUGACUGAGUAGAAACAGGAAUGUGCUCCUGGUGCUUUGUCUGAUGAUGGAAGUGUCUAUAGACUGUGCCAGUUCAAAGUAUCUUUUACAGUGUCAAUAGACCAUUUCCCUAUGCUAAGUGCAGCUCUAGGGGGGUGGGGGGUGGAAGGAGCAAAUAAUUUAUUAAUGGUAUAUGCUGAAUAAAAUACUAAAAUGCUUUAUGCAAAAGUUGACACGUUAAAAAUAAUAUAUCCAUUAAAAAUUAAGAAAGCUGUUGCUUAAUACUGUGGAAUGUGUCUUGAAAAUGGCAUAUCAUUUCCCACUGUGGAAAGAGCAUAU
Messenger RNA from Cariama cristata (Red-legged seriema), 2734 nucleotides. It is a transcript of the gene RPS6KC1, whose product is annotated as ribosomal protein S6 kinase, 52kDa, polypeptide 1. The record is from RefSeq and is a predicted model, not a curated record. Gene Ontology annotation, biological process: protein phosphorylation. The transcript has 6 exons. NCBI's taxonomy places the organism in Eukaryota, Metazoa, Chordata, Aves, Cariamiformes, Cariamidae. Gene Ontology annotation, cellular component: early endosome. Gene Ontology annotation, molecular function: protein kinase activity; ATP binding. Bases 1 to 2133 code for a protein of 710 amino acids.